GUAGUAAAAGAAAACUUUUUUUUUUACAAAGAGAGAUCCGUUUGCGUUUCAUUCCUUCCUUAAUCACAUACUUCUUUAAAGAUUGAGACAUCUCACUCUUAUUCUAGAUAAGCCACACGAGACUAGACCUUUCUUCUCUAUACUGCAUAUUCAAGUUUGGGUUGCUCAUCUCUUAUCUUUUUAGCCACAUCCAUUAUCGCACUACAGCAGCAAAAAAAAAUAAAGGUUCCGGUAAUAUCCAUAUUUUCAACUACAGUUUUAAAGAGAACGCCACCACUACAACUUACGUAUCUUGCCUAGAUUUGAAAAGCAUUUUUUUAUUAGAAUAAUUUAUUUAAUUACCCUGAAGUCAGACUAUUAUACAAUUACCCCAGGUUUUUCCAAUCUAUUGAAUCCUAUUUUUUUGCAUCAAAUAUGUUGAGAUCAACGGUUAUAAUCCUUUGGAUUGUAUGCUCAAUCCAGGCAAUUUCACUUGUUUCACUCCAGAAGCAGUCACCAUUCCAAAUAGAUUCAGAAUCGAUCACUAGACAAGAUUUUGAUAUUUGGCUUUCAGAACAAAAGGAUAUUGCAUUUAAGAAUAUACUCAAGAAUAUUGGAGGUAUUUCACCUCUGUUGAAUACCACCUUGGUGCCUGAAGGGGUUGUUAUUGCUUCACCUUCUUCUGAACAUCCUAACUAUUUCUAUCAAUGGGUUAGAGAUCUGGCUCUUACAAUUAGAUCUUUGAUAUAUCAUUUAGAUGAUUCAAAAUUCGAUGAUUUGGAAAUUUCAAAAACUAUCGAGGCAUAUAUUGCAAAUAAUCACAAAUUACAAAGAUUACCAAAUUUGUCUGGUUCAUUUGAUGAUGAUUAUAGUGGUCUUGGAGAACCAAAGUUUCACGCUGAUUUAACUGCAUUCAAUGAACAUUGGGGUAGACCUCAAAGAGAUGGCCCAGGACUUCGUGCCAGUACCAUUACUAGUUAUCUUAAUGUCUUGGAGAAAUACGGUAAGAAUCCUUCUCAUAAAGAUUUAAGUGAUUGUAAAUAUGUUUAUUCUGAAAUCAUUAAACCCGAUUUGCUUUAUAUUGUGAAAAAUUGGAAUAAAUCAGGGUUUGAUCUCUGGGAAGAAAUUGAUUCAAACCAUUUCUUUACCAGUAUUACCCUGUUGAGAGCUAUUCAGGAUGGAAUCAUAUUAUACAAAAGAUAUGAUAACGAAGAUGAUCAAUUUUUCCAACAACUUGAGUCGACUUAUACAGAACUAAAGAAUUUUAUUGAGAAUGACUCUGGGUUUCAGCAACAACAUAUCCCUUAUAUCGUUGAAUGUCCUCAACUUUUGAAAGAAGGGAAAAGAUCUGGAUUGGAUGCAGCUACAUUAUUGGGUUCACUUCAUUCCCAUAGUUUGGAAAAUAAGAAUCUUCAACAAGUGUAUGAAGAUAUUCCAUUUGAUAUAGAUGAUAGUCAUAUCAUCAAUUCAUUCAGAGCCAUGGUUGCAGACAUGAAAUAUAGAUAUCCAGUAAAUCGAUUCCGUACCGGGUUUGGGGUUGGAUUAGGAAGAUACCCUGAAGAUAUAUAUGAUGGGUAUGCCACUUCUGAGGGUAAUCCAUGGUUUAUCCUGACCGCUUCAGCUUCAGAAAUUCUUUACAAGAUUGUCUUCAAAUUAAAUUCUAAUGGGGAUGAUUUAGUAAUUACAAAAUCUACUAAAGAAUUCUUCUCUCAAUUUAUUGAUUUGCAAGACAGUAUUGAAGAUGUUGUUAUUCAAUAUGGAUCCGAGGAAUAUGAAAAGGUUACCUUAAAUCUCAUGGAAUACGCAGAUUCCUUCCUUGCAGUUAUCAAAGAUCAUGUUGAUAACAGCGGUAGAAUGAGUGAACAAUUCAAUAAAUAUGAUGGAUUCAUGCAAGGAGCAGAAGAUUUAACCUGGAGUUAUAGUGCGGUAUGGAACUGUAUUAGGUGGAGAGGUAAGGCUUUAGCUAUUCUUUAGACUGUU
[Candida] anglica is the source of this 1959-nucleotide messenger RNA. The record is from the annotation of a GenBank genome assembly. Lineage: Eukaryota; Fungi; Ascomycota; Pichiomycetes; Serinales; Debaryomycetaceae.